AUGAGCGACACCACCAGCCCGCUGGAAACGCGGUCUAAUCACACCGAUUCCAGGUCGCCUUUGCAAUCUCAGCAUCCACCAAAACGGAGACGCACCAGCUCCCAUACUCAUGGAACCCAGGAAAGGGGACUCAUGAGAAAUGGAGGCGAAUCCGGACAACCUCGAUUCAUCGGCAGUGGUAGCGGCAUACACUUUAUCCGCACCGUGUAUGAUGUGCUAUCUCGCAGCGCGGCCGGGACGCGCAAGAUCAACAGGAAUCAGAUGAGGGGAGAUCUGGUUCCCGGAGAAGAUGAUCAGCUGGUUGAUUCAGCCUCGGAAAUUGUUGUCGCUACUCCUGGCACGAGAGCGAGCGCUCCAUUCUGGCGUGCAGAAGAAAUCAUUGACGAUACGGCACCCGGGGCGCCGUCUAUCAACUUUGAUAACUUGACCCGCUGGACACAAAGUUAUUUCGUGAAUUGGCACCCUGCAUUUCCAUUUCUCCAUGGACCAGAGGUUUUGGAGAUUUUUGAAAAGGCUGCUACAACGGGUAUUGCCAAUGUCACCGAGGCGGAAGCAACAAUCAUUCGCGCUCUUCUCUCCAUAUCACUGGCCGAUUCGCGCCAGAUAGCGCCCAAUACACAAGAAGCCAUUCCGUCCGGAUGGGUCUUCCUCAAUCAAGGGCAAAUUGCCUCGAGUCUGGUAUUUGCACUAGAGUGUCCGGCAACUCUGAAAAAUAUCCAAGCUGCUGUCUGCGUGCAACUAUUUCUCGUGUCAAUGCUGCGCUACAAUAUGGCAUCAAGGUUGGGAGGAAUCAUUGUUCGAAUGGCUUUUCAUCUAGGUCUUUACCGCUGCCCCGCUCGAUACUCGAAUUUUAGCCCUCAUGAAGCUGCCAUGCGAAAGAGGAUAUGGUGGUCAAUUUAUUGUCUUGAAAGGAUCAUAUGUCAAGCCUUUGGUCAUCCACUGGGUAUAAUUGACGACGACGUGGAUGUAUGUCUGCCAUCAGUGGAAAUCCAUGGUGAUGCUGCAGCAAGUGCCGUCUCCGAUGAAGGCUCAGAAGCUGAUCCCUUGCUUUUCUUGACUUUACAUGCUAAACAUGCACGACUACGAGGGCUCAUUUUGGAACUCCGUCACAAGUCUAUAGCUAUCCGCUAUGACACGAUGGAACGGGCCAUGUUGGUACAAUCUGAGCUAUUAAGAUGGGUCAAUGACGUUCAUGAGAGAACGGCAGAUCGUGUUGACAUUGAAAGUUCUGGAUUGCAACACAUCAUUUCGCCCAUAUCUCGCUCCCAGCGUACUUUGCUGUCCCUCAUGUACCAUGAGUCUGUGAUCACGCUCAAUCGGCCGCUUCUUGCUUCGGAAACAAAGAGCCCAGCUUCACAAGCCGCCUUUCAAGCAUGUGUCAGCGCUUCAAGGUCUAUUUUAGAUACUAUCAUCAUGAUGGGCCAGCACGAAGACGGAAACUCAUUUAACAAUAUCUGCGUUUGGCCUCUUCAAACCUGGUCAGUAUGGAUGAGUUCAUUCAUUUUGGCUUAUGCGGCCCUUCAAGGGGAGACGACGGUAUCUUCGGCCCACAAGUAUGCCAAGAAGGCGCUCUACAUUCUCAAGCAGCUCACUGCUAGAGGGACAUCUUGGCCAGAAUCAUGUGCCCACGGUGUGGAGUAUUUGGUCUCUGCACUGCAAGAAAACCAAGAAGGCUCAGGUCACCAAGUCACCAAUAAUACAUUGUUGUCCGCGAGACUGAAUGGACAACGACAGGGUUCGGCAUCAGCUGACCCAAGCAGCAAUACCCACGCACAAGAUGGCAACACCACACAAGACUCGAGAUCUGUGGGUCCUGACACAACCCUGAGAAAUUUCGCCUUUAACCCUGCCGGUCUUUCUCAAGUGUUCAUGACCGACGAUGUUCGAGCGCGGACACCAUUUGAAUCACAAUCAUGGAGGCAAAGUCUAGACCAGACGUUUGUACCCGACGGCGCUUCGUCCAUGGACACGUAUGGUCAAGAGUGGUUUGAUCCCAUGGGAGUUCUAGACUUUUCAAAUUUUACACAGUUUGGGAGCACGGAUACGCCUUUCGAGUUCAGCUUCUAUUGA
This is a messenger RNA of Pestalotiopsis fici W106-1, 2070 nucleotides long. RefSeq lists its product as uncharacterized. Gene Ontology annotation, molecular function: zinc ion binding; DNA binding. The record is from RefSeq and is a predicted model, not a curated record. Gene Ontology annotation, biological process: DNA-templated transcription. The transcript is spliced from 5 exons. Bases 1 to 2070 code for a protein of 689 amino acids. NCBI's taxonomy places the organism in Eukaryota, Fungi, Ascomycota, Sordariomycetes, Amphisphaeriales, Sporocadaceae.